Vicugna pacos (alpaca) is the source of this 1982-nucleotide messenger RNA. The record is from RefSeq and is a predicted model, not a curated record. Lineage: Eukaryota; Metazoa; Chordata; Mammalia; Artiodactyla; Camelidae.
AUGACAUCCCAUUUUUUGCCGAUAUCACUGACUUCUGGAGAGAAAGCAAAAGAUGAGCCAGUCAAACAGGACAAGCCAUUUAAGAUUUUUUUCAAAGAUCUCUUUCUUUUCAAAGAAAAUGAAAUGGCAGCAAAGAAAAAGGAAAAAUAUAUGAACCGCAGCAUGAAAGUCUACCAAAAGUCUACUUUUUCAUCCCGAAUGAAGAGCCGUUCACACCUGGGCCAAAUAGCAACCUACACAGACACAGCUGGUUCCUCAAUUGACAAAUUUGGGCUAGAUCCCACUCUUAUUCUCAGAUUAGACGGUGCAGAUACAAAAAGGACUGUCCAUGAAUUUAUUAAUGACCAGAGAGACAGGUUUAUGCUCGAGUUUGCUCUGUCAACCAAAAGAAAUACUAUUAAAAAGUAUGAAAAACACACAACAAUGAAGGAAAGGCAAUUCAUGAAAGCAGAAAAAAAGCUCCAAGAAGAUGCAAUGGCCUUUGAAGAGUUCCUUCGAGAAAAUGACCAGAGAUCUGCAGACGCUCUUAAAAUUGCAGCGCAAGAAACGAUAAACAAACUUCAAAUGACAGCAGAGCUCAAGAAAGCGAGUAUGGAGAUACAGUCGGUGAAAAGUGAAAUAGCAAAAACAGAAUUCCUCCUUAGAGAGUACAUGAAAUAUGGAUUUUUUCUGCUGAAACUGUCUCCAAAACAAUGGCAAAUACAGCAAGCACUGAAAAAGGUGUCAAAGAAUAAAGAAAAUGUGAAUGUCAGGCUUCCAAGUAUAAUGAUAAGUCACAAGUGCAUGGGUAGCAUAGUUUUAAGUGAAUUAUAUUCUUCAUUAUUGAUUGAUUAGGAGCCAGAACUUUAUUUCAAAGAACCAGAAGAAUUACUUCAAGUCCUCACAGAGCUGGAAGAGCAGAAUCUUACUUUGGUCCAAUAUUCCCAAGAUGUAGAUGAAAAUCUUGAAGAUGUAAAUAAAAGAGAAAGACUUAUACAGGAUAAAAUAAAUACCAACAUAGAGUUUCUUUUGGAGCACAAGGAAAUGCUUAAGGCUAACUGUGUAAGAGAAGAGGAAAAAGCAGCAGAGCUGGAACUAAGGUCCAGGCUAUUCAGUUUUGGAGAAUUUAAUUCAGAUGCUCAGGAAAAGCUGAUAGACUCUCUUAGUAAAAAAAUUAAUCAAGUGUAUAAAGUCUGCAUUGGAGAUGCUGAGGUCAGCAGCCUCAACCCAGUUCAAAAGCUGGUAAAAGUCGAGUCUCGCCUGGUGGAAUUGAGUGAUCUCAUUGAAUCCAUUCCCAAAGAAAAUGUGGAGGCAAUUGAGAGGAUGAAACAGAAAGAACGACGGCAGAAAUUGCGUGAAGAGAAAAUGAAAGAAAAACAAAAACACCAGGAGGAAAGGCUAAAAGCUGCUCUGGAAAGAGCAGUAGCACAGCCAAAGAAAAAGCUGGGAAGACGACUUAUUUAUCGUUCAAAACCUCCAUCUGGUAACAAACGUGAACUACUUUUAGUCAAGGAUACGAAAACAAAAUCACUGGAGGAAGAAUAUUUCUUCACUUGAAUAGGAGCAGUAAGACAUUUACCAGAAUGCUUAAGGAAUAUUUUAUAGAUUUUGCUUUUUAAUAAUGGCAUUAUUCUGCCCCAUAUGGAAGCCUAACCAAUUUAAGAAGACAGGCCCUUAUUCUAAAAGGUCCUUAGGAUUGGAAAUAGGAGUUAUUUCCUUUUGUUGAAGACUUUUAUUAUCUAUCCUAACCAUUAUUUUAUAUAGCUAAACUUUUACAUCUAUACUUUCUAUUGUCCCAGUUGGAGAUACAAAUCCAAAGUUACUUUAUUGAUGUAACCAUAUGGUGAAUGACCAUUUAAGUGUAAUAAUGGCAUUCUCUGACUACAUGAGACUUUAAAAGAUCUCUUUUUCAACCAGCCCACAGGGAAGUUCAUAGUGUACAUUUUAUUACUGUGGAGUAUACAUUUUAACAAUGUACACCUCUAAAAUACAGGUUUUGUGGA